Molecule: messenger RNA, 652 nt
Organism: Habropoda laboriosa
Lineage: Eukaryota; Metazoa; Arthropoda; Insecta; Hymenoptera; Apidae
Product: peptidoglycan-recognition protein SA-like
Exons: 4
Coding region: 83-652 (189 amino acids)
Biological process (GO): peptidoglycan catabolic process; innate immune response
Molecular function (GO): zinc ion binding; N-acetylmuramoyl-L-alanine amidase activity; peptidoglycan binding
Source: RefSeq, a predicted model, not a curated record
AUUGGACAUAUAUAAACGAAUAAAUAAUACGUGUGUAUAGUUCCAUAAGUGAUUGUAUAAAUUUCAUUUUAAUAUUAAAAACAUGCAAAAAUCUGUGUUUUUAAUCUUCUUUCUCCUAUAUAACUGCAUUGCUGAUGAAAACGAAAAUUGUCCUAAAAUUAUCAAACGGAGCCAAUGGACUAUUACGGGAGCAAAAAGUGUGAAUUACUUGAUUGUCCCUCUUCCUUAUGUCGUAAUUCAUCAUACAGUUACUGCAACCUGUGCUACUAGGACAACAUGUAUUUCUAUAGCCGAAAGUAUUCGAUCUUAUCAUAUGGAUACCAACGGAUGGCAUGAUAUCGGAUACUCAUUUUUAAUUGGAGGAGAUGGAAAUGUAUAUGAAGGUUGUGGCUGGGAACGAGAAGGAGCCCCUGCAUACGGAUAUAAUAAAAAAUCUGUGGGAAUUGCUUUUAUCGGAAAUUUUCAAGAACAAGCUGCUAGUGAUAAAAUGCUGGAUGCUGCACAUAAAUUAAUUCUCUGUGGCAAAUCGCAAGGAAUACUUAGAGAAAAUGUUCGUGUAAUUGGUGCUAAACAAGUGGGAAACACUGCAAGUCCUGGAUUCGAGCUUUAUAGUCAGAUUCAAGAUUGGCCUGAAUGGGUUUCUCAACCAUAG